UCAUUUCAUCAAUUGCUACUUUGUCUUUUCGAAGCUUUCAUUUCUUUGUGUUGUUGCAGAGAGAGAAAUCAUCUGAGGGUGAAAGCAAUUUUACUCCAAUAUCCCCCUCAAAUACCCAAUUUGUCCAACAAAGUUCGAUGCGAGCCACCAGAUAGAGGUUUAGUAAAUAGAUCCGCGACUAGAUGAUUCGAUGGGAUAAAAGAGAGAGUAAUCAAACCAGAUGUGAACUAUUGCCUUACGAAAUGAAUAUUCAAUUUCACAUGUUUUGUCCUUUAUUGAAAGACGGAUUUUUUGGCGAUGUUUAUGGCUGCCUGACUGUCGGAGUGCACUGAUAUGGGUAACGUCGGUGGUGUAGAUAGAUUGUUAAAAAGACACACCAACCAAGUGAUUUCAGCAGUGACUCGACGCAUUGACCUGUAUUCGGCUUCCGCAGAAGAUAAAGAGACGAAUGCUUGCUUCUUAGAUUUCCAUGAAAUGGGAGCACCACCAAGAGAAAUGAAAAAAACACUAACGAAUCUCCGAGAAUCUCAACAUGAGGCCCAAUUUACGUCGCAAAAGACAAGGAGAUCAAAAGAGACAUCUGAGGGUAAAAGGAUUUCUUGAUCCGGAUCUGUUCUGAGGUACCUCAAAACUCGAAGUGCAGCUGAAAAGUGGGAAUCUUUGGGCUGUUCCAUGUACUGGUUUAAGGUCAGACACAUCAAAAGAGAGGUCUGGCCUAGUGUGGGUUAAGUAAUUUAAUUUUUCAACUAGGUGUCGAUAAAGAGAAGGAUAAGACAAGGGUUGCCCAUCAUUCGCAGUCAACUUGGUGUACGGGUGAAGAGGUGAAGAUACCUGAUGUACAGAACAAUCAAACUCAUUAAAAAGGUCUUAAGCUAUGCCAAGGUUUAAGCGGAUGUAGAAAAGAAAAAAUUAGGUCCAUCGGUAUCUACAUCACAAGGUACUGAAUCAACACCUUCUUUUUUGGACAAAACAAAUCUGUCUUCGUCAAUUCAACAUGUACCACAACCAUCUCGAUCAGUUUAUUCAGCAUCCCAUUCAGCUCCUAUAGAUCAGGAUACUCCACAUCUGGGGCCGACAGUUUUUCCUGAAUCACAACCAUUUCCAACAGAUCACUUGAUAUCAUAUCCAUCUCUGGUUGGUCGAGACUCAUUACAACCAUCUCUUGUUCUUCGGGACUCAUCACAUUCCCCUCCUGAUGGUCGGGACUCAUCACAGCCAUCUCCUGUUGGUCGGGACUCAUCACAGACAUCACUUGUUGGUCGGAACUCAUGACAGCCAUCGCUUGUUGGUCGGAACUCAUCACAACCAUCUCUUGUUGGUCGGCACUUAUCACAACCAUAUCCUAUUGGUCGGGACUCAUCACAUCCAUAUUCGAUUGGUUUGGACUCAUCAUAGCCAUCUCGAUCAGUUCACUCUACAUCAUAUCUGGGUUUGAAAAAUCAGGACUCAUCAUAGUCAUCUCGAUCAGUUCAUUCUACAUCACAUUCGACUCCAACAAAUCAGGACUCAUCACAACCAACUCCAACAGAUGUGGUUGUACCCCAAAAAUGUUCUAGACGUGAAUCGAAUACGCAUUGGGUCAUAGACACAAUAGAUUCAAGAAAUAAUGUCAAGAAAAUCAAAGUGAAAGCUAAGCAAGUACUGAGAACAUAUCGUGGUUAAGUUUGAUGUUUAUGAUGAACCAUUUGGGGAAGCACGCAGCCUACUUUCGCGCUUUUGUGGAAUAUUAGCGUGUAAUUGCUCUUUAUUUCCAAUCAACUCUGAGAAAUGGUCGAGUUUACCUAUGACAUACUUCAACCGCGUCUUUGAACAUAUUAUAAAGGUAUAUUAUAAAGCCCAAAUGCGUCAAAGGAAUCGUGAAAAUCAAAAGAAAGAGACAAUUCCACACACUGGUGGCUCCAAAGUCUAUGCUACAAGAAGGGCUGAAAUAAUGGUCGAGACUGGACAAUGGCCUGGACGAGCACAAAUGUAUAUUGCUACUCAUAAGAAUCAAGAUGGAGUAUAUGUUAAUGAAGCGGCAAAAGAAAUAUGUGAAAAAAUUGAGUCAGUUUUGAGCCAAAGCGUCAUAGAUGAGUCUCAAGUUUCGCCAAAUGAUGUCGUUGGUAAGGUUCUAGGGCCAGAGCACUCUGGAAGGGUGAGAUGCUUAGGAUUAGGAGUUGUUCCUAGUAGAGUUUUUAAACAAGAUAGACCUUAUUUUGGUGGUACACGUGCUUCAAGUAGUGGAGGUUCUUGUUUGUUCCAAUGUCGAGAAAACUUUUCUCAAAUGAUGAAUUCUCAUAAUCAGAUAAUGAGUGCUUUGAAGGCAUGUAUGAUAAUGAAAGAAGGAACGAUACCCGAACAAUUUGUGGGGCUCUUUGAUUCUACUUCAAUGGUUUCUCCCACAGCAGUAAAUAAAGUUCCCUUUACUUCUUUUUUUGAGGUCAUUCCUAGUGUGUUGAUACUGAUUUUGCAACUGUUUCAUGCUCGUGCACUCUAUUGUGUUCAGAUCCCUUGGCUGAUUUUUCUGCUAUGAUUGUCAUUACAUUAAACAGAAGAGGUCAAAAUUUUGAACAAAGCGUUCUUAGGCAGUGUCUCCCUCCCCUUCAUCUGAUCUGCAGCUGAUUACUAGGAAGGAUUAGUUAAUGCAUGGUAAUAAGCAUGUUGUUUCACACAAUGUUUCUCAUCUAGCACAUUAUUUUCUGAAACUUGGAAACUGUGAUGUUUAACCAGCACAAGACAUAUUAGCGAAUGAAUAUGCAGGAAACUUAUCCAUCUCAUUUGCUUUUCAUUUAUUAAUAAUAUACACUGCAGUUUUAACAUAAGAGUCCCCAAAAUCUAAGAGAGACACUAGCUUGAAAUCAGAUUGCUUAAGUUACUUCUGAGAUAUGCCUAUGCUUCCUUUCUUCUAUACCAUUUUAUUGGGGUGUAUAAGCACAUAAAGUUUGAUGUAUUAUUCCUAAGUAUUUGAAUAGCUCGGUGCAACUUUUAUUAAUAAAUUUUAUACUAUUACCACUCUUUACAGUUUUCACAUGCUUACUUAACUAAGUUUUUAUGUAAGUAAAGAAAGUUUUUAGUAUAGUACACAUCAAACUUCAUUAUUAGCAAAAAUAUUCAAGUCAUUCCAGAUGUACUAACAGGAAAGAGCAACCUAACUUAAGCUACUAGACGUACUAACAGGAAAGAUGCUUAAGCUACUAGAUGUACUAACAGGAAAGAGCUAUCUAGCCUGUUUGGCACAAGGGUAAAUAGCACACUUGCUUAUAGUUUGAGUAAUAUAAGCUAGAUUUAUGUUCAACAAUUUCUUAAGAAUAGAAACAGAUACAUGAACAAGUCUCUGGUGUACUAAAUGAACAUCUAAAUUUUUAUCAUUUUCAACAGCACGAGAUGUUCAUUUUGACUAGCAGUUAAAAUGAUAUUUUCUUUGUCUAUGUUGCUUGAUAAGAUAUAUAGUCAUCCAUCAUCUUUACCAAUAAUCAUUUUCCCGUUGAAGAGUUCCUGAAACAAGCAAAAGUCAAGAGAAAAAAAAAUUGAGCAGCUCAAUUCCUUAGUUUAGCUACAGAAAGAAAGAUUAAAAUUAAACUUAGAAAUGUAUAAAACCCCUGAUACUGUGUCUUUACCAUUCAAUCUGCUAGAUCCUAAGUGAGUAUCUAAGGGUAUAUCACCAGUAGAAAGAUGUACUCUCUUUGGAUUUUCGAUUCUGGAUAUUGAUUGACAAUCCAACCGACUCAGGUCUCCCACCAUAUUAUUGGUGCCUCUUGUGUUUAUUAUUUAAUCUUGAUUUCCCCUAUAGGCCAUUAGAGUUGUAUUCAUGCCUACCAUAUUAGCACAAUAUGGAACCAGCCUAUGUCUGACCCUUAAUUUUACAAAGUCACAGAAUAGAUUGUAGUUUUUCUUGAAUUUCUAUUGACCCUUAAUAUAGUGUGUACACCUUCUAGAGUUGCAGGAACAACACCCAAGACCCUGACAUUAGCCACAAUUGACAUCUGGCUCCUAUCACUAAGAAUUAUAGGAUGUCCAGUUAGAAAUCAUAAAAUAUUGCUUAGUAAAUCUGUUUCAAUUUGUUUGUCUUACUUUUUAGUCCGUUUCAAAAAUGAAUGUCUCUCUUUUUCUAGCAUGUUUUAAGACACACAAGAUUUAAGGAUAUUUUGAUACAUUUUACCUAUCUUCUAAGAUUACAAGAUUCAUUUUUGUGGUACAAAAAUGUUUGAUUCUUAUACUUUGCAUUUUUAUGUAGCCAAGUGAUGCGGCUAGUGGACCCAAUUUAAACAUGGAUUCAACGAGAUCGUGAUGAUAAUGAUCCUAAUGGCAUUCUUUGAUUUCGUUGCAUUUGUCUUGGAUAUUCAAUUAUGAUGAUGUAAUUGUGUGGUUGGAGUGAAACUUAGAAUAUUGAAGGUUGUGUUUAAAUUUGAUUUUGUAGUUUAAAGAUAGUUAGUUAAUGUUGAAAAUUUGGAGUUUGAAGAUGUUAAUGUUGAAAAUUUAAUUUUGAAGUUUAAUGUUCAAUGUAUUUUUUAUAUGCUUGUUAAUUACAAUGUUUAAUUACUCUGUUGUAUUAAUGAUAUAUGAGUUGAACAAAUAUUGGAUUGUAGGUUAUACC
Messenger RNA from Capsicum annuum, 4573 nucleotides. RefSeq lists its product as uncharacterized. The record is from RefSeq and is a predicted model, not a curated record. NCBI's taxonomy places the organism in Eukaryota, Viridiplantae, Streptophyta, Magnoliopsida, Solanales, Solanaceae. The transcript is spliced from 6 exons. Bases 1784 to 2512 code for a protein of 242 amino acids.